AUGCCUGUGGUCGACCCCCAUCACCAACGUAGUCAAGCUGUGAGUCUACCUAUCCGCAAUUCGCCCCAUAAUGAUGUACGGGUCGGAGACUCAUCAGCACCAUCGAAGGUUAUGGAGAGGCUUGAUUGCACGGAACGAAAGCUGUUAGGCGGCUACUUGGCUACUUUUGGCGACGGAUCUGAGGAGUCUGUCGGGUUCGAGCUGGAAGAGUCACCUGGGCGAAAUCGGAAGUUCUGGACUGGGGUGGCGAAGGAGGACUUGGGGACACUCGGUGUGGAUGGGCAGUUCAGGCGAAGCGUAAAGUUUUGGCGGGAUACGAUUCCACAAAGUGACCGAGGAGUUAAUCCUCGACCGAAAAUCGACAUGGCAGAUCUGAAAGACGAAGAGUGCAAUAGCACUUCAACAGUGGCAACAACUGAACCCCAAACCACCGUAGAAUCUACUGCUGCAAAAACUUCGUCUGCGGCUUCGCAAUCUACUGCCACAGCUGAGAAUUCUCAGUCCACUGCUGCAGCUACGACUUCUCAAACCACUACUGCAGCUACGACUUCUCAAACCACUGCUGCAGCUACGACUUCUCAAACCACUGCUGCAGCUACGACUUCUCAAACCACUGCUGCAGCUACGACUUCUCAAACCACUGCUGCAGCUACGACUUCUCAAACCACUGCUGCAGCUUCUGUGACUACACCGGCAGAUUCCAGUGGCGUGAUGACCGAUGCGAUACGACAGUUGGUAGUCGAUAAGCAUAACACAGAUAGAUCGUUGCUUGCUCAGGGGGCCAUCAGAAAUGGAAAACCAGGAAAGCCGAACCUUGGACCAGCCACGAAUAUGUUAAGGAUGAGGUACGAUAUAGCGCUUGAGGCAAAAGCACAAGCAUACGCUAACACUUGUGCUCUCACCAAAUCUGCUGUAUCUACUCGCCCGGACUCCGGUGAAAACACUAAUGUUAUUCAAUCAACGACAAUUGCAAUAUCCGACGCAUUGACACGAGUUGGGCGACGACCUGUGGUGAAAGCUAAGCUCGCCGUGGCAUGGCUGCUUAGUUUGGGGAAAAGUCUCUUUGCCACUCCAGCAUAUUCACUGCCUCAGUACCCUGCACACUGGGCCCUGCCGUCUCAGACGUCGGACGGCAACACACGCACGACUCGCCAUGGAGACUGUCUCAGACUGUGUACUUACAACGCGAGAACAGUUUCCACAGACGCUGACCUGCAUGUCCUUCUCGAAGCUGCAGAGCGUAUCAAAUUUCACGUGAAUUUCCUUGCUCUGCAGGAGGCCAAGUACAGAAGGAGCGACGUACGACAGAUGAAUGAUGGUACACUCGUCAUUCGUGGAGAGAAGGUUCCGUCGCGAAAUGUAGGCGGCGUUGGUUUUGUUGUGCACCCAUCUGUCGUCCAUCUCGUUGAUUCUCACGAGAUCCUGUCACCUCGUCUGGCCAUUCUUCGCCUCCGCCCUCUGCGCCAAAAAUCCAUCAGUAUCAUCAACUGCUACUCACCAACAUCAGCAGCUGAUGAUUCCGAAUUGGACGCGUUUUACGAGGAGCUGGAGGAAGUAGUCCGCAACGAGAAGUCCUUUUACAAAUUCGUUGUCGGAGACUUCAACGCAAAACUAGAAAAGGCCACAGAAGAGGAAUACAGGAUUGGAAGAUUUGGACUAGGGGACCGGAAUGAAAACGGCAAUCGUCUCGCCGCCGCUUGCCCGCCGCUCGCCUCUUUCAUGGGAACUCUCUUUUCAUGA
Necator americanus (New World hookworm) is the source of this 1740-nucleotide messenger RNA. RefSeq lists its product as uncharacterized. Gene Ontology annotation, biological process: chromatin remodeling. Gene Ontology annotation, cellular component: nucleus; extracellular region. Bases 1 to 1740 code for a protein of 579 amino acids. The transcript is spliced from 8 exons. The record is from RefSeq and is a predicted model, not a curated record. Lineage: Eukaryota; Metazoa; Nematoda; Chromadorea; Rhabditida; Ancylostomatidae.